Messenger RNA from Cladophialophora yegresii CBS 114405, 1686 nucleotides. RefSeq lists its product as uncharacterized. The record is from RefSeq and is a predicted model, not a curated record. The transcript has a single exon. Gene Ontology annotation, molecular function: nickel cation transmembrane transporter activity. Gene Ontology annotation, cellular component: plasma membrane. Bases 1 to 1686 code for a protein of 561 amino acids. NCBI's taxonomy places the organism in Eukaryota, Fungi, Ascomycota, Eurotiomycetes, Chaetothyriales, Herpotrichiellaceae. Gene Ontology annotation, biological process: nickel cation transmembrane transport.
AUGGACAUGCAAAGCUCGAGAGAGGACCAGCCUCUUCCUCAAACGGUCACGAAGUCAUGGAAAGCAUACUACAGGCACCGUCAGCAACAACUUCACCGUCGUCUAUCUCGCUGGCAUACCCGCAUACCAUACCUGCGGAAGCUCCCUCUUCGAGCCAUCCUGAUCAUCGCAUUCCUGAUCUUCGUCAACCUCGUCGUCUGGGCAAUAUGCGGUCUCAUUCUCUCGUCACACACUCAUCUCCUCUCCACGGCUGCACUGGCAUAUACACUGGGUCUCCGCCAUGCCCUCGACGCGGACCACAUCUCGGCAAUCGAUCUGAUGACCCGCCGACUCAUAGCUACAGGCCAAAGACCCGUCACUGUAGGCACAUUCUUCAGCCUGGGGCACAGCACCAUCGUCAUCAUCACCUCAAUUGUCGUUGCGGCCACCGCGGCAGGCAUUGCCGGCCGCUUUGACAGUUUUGGUACAGUGGGCGGGAUCAUCGGCACUUCCGUGUCAGCUGCGUUCCUGAUCCUCCUGGGCAUCAUGAACGCCUACAUCCUCUACAAGCUGAUCGUGCAGAUCAAAAAGGUCAUCCGCCUUCAACCAGAACAAGAAGGCGAAGAGGCGUGGAAGAUCGAAGGCGGCGGCUGUUUCUUCCGCCUCCUGAAGCGCAUGUUCAAACUCAUAGACCGGCCCUGGAAGAUGUACCCGCUCGGCGUUCUAUUCGGCAUGGGCUUCGACACGAGCUCCGAGAUCGCCCUUCUCGGGAUCAGCAGCAUCCAAGGCGCAAAGGGCACGAGUAUCUGGCUUAUUCUCAUCUUCCCCGUCCUGUUCACAGCUGGGAUGUGUCUCGUCGACACCACCGACGGGGCAUUGAUGAUGAGCCUGUACGUCGCACCCAUGGGCAUGGGUGGAGAUGACAAGAAAGAUACCCCUGAAGAUCAAGCACGGGCACAGGACCAACAACUCGACCUCGAUGCUGACGCUGCAACAACUGACCCCCUGAUCCUCGAUGACGUCGAGCAGUCAGCGGCGGGAGCAAACCCCUACACGCAACCGCACCCCGCUGCGAUUUCUUCUUCUUCUCCUACUCGGGAGAAUACGACCACGACCACGACCAUCCAACUCCAACUCCGACCGGGCGUCAAAGACCCGCUCACAUUUCUAUACUACAGCAUCGUGCUCACCAGCCUGACGGUCGUGUGCGCCAUCGUCAUCGGCAUCCUGCAACUCCUCUCGCUCAUCCUGAACGUCGCCUCCCCGACGGGUCCGUUCUGGGACGGCGUCGCCGCCGCGGGAGACCACUACGAAGUCAUAGGCGGGGCGAUCUGCGGGAGUUUCGUCGUGUUCGGGGCCCUGAGCGUGCUGUGCUACAAGCGGUGGAGGGCGUGGGUUGAGCAAGAGAGAGCGCGACUUAGGGCGGAGAGGGGUGCGGCACGCGGUGACAAUGCACGUACAGGCCGCGAGACUGCCCGUGACGGGGACGACGACGAUCCGGGGGCCGUAUAUGUUGGGGAGGCCGAAUUGGUCGAAGUGGACGCGGACGCGGACGCGGGUGCGGAUGCGGAUACGAAGGGCAAGGCGGGGACCGUACAGAGGGGAAGGGUCGAGGGGAAAGCAUUCGAUAGUAGUCCUCCUGCACAGGCACAAACGGCGAAUGUGAGGCCUAGUGCAAGUGCAAGUGGAGGCUCAGAUCGUGCUUAA